AUGGGAUACAACGUAGAGGAUCACGAGUGUGCUAACUCCACAACAUCCUGCACUUUCGACCUCAUUAACGGAUACGGUUUAGCAGGGAUGGGAGGUGUAGGAUUCUUAAUGAGCACAGCUGCUAUCAUCUGUCUACAUUUCAACAUCAUAAAGCUACCCGGAUCUAAGAAGAUAUUUCUGGUAAACGUAGCUCUGAAUGAUGCUCUGAUCGGUUUGAUAGCUGUUCCUAGAGGGUUGAGUAUCAUCUCCCCACACUUCAUGGGUGUUAGAGAUGAUGGGUCUGUGUCCUGGUACUGCUAUUUCUUCCCCUUCCCUGCGUACUUUGUAUGGGAUUCCAUUAUGUUUACCCUGAUACCUCUGACAGCGGAUAGAUUCAUUGCUCUGGUAUUUCCUACUAAAUACAGAGAUCUCAUGACUCCAACAGUGAGUAAAGUACUGGUUGUAUCCUCCUGGCUUCCUUCUGGAAUAAUCCAUCUCCUUUACGAUCCGAUAAGAUACGCGAUUGGGGCAAUGGAGGUAAAAUAUCAGCCAUCUUACAACAGAUGUGUGUUUGACGUGGAAAGGCUCCUACCGAUUCUAACACUGUUAGUUCCCCUUAUCGCUAUUGGUAUUAUGUAUCUGAUCAUAAUUAUAUCAAUUGUAAAGAAUAAGAUCCAAGUUGGAAGGCUGUUGAUAACUACCUCUGCUAUUCUACUAACUGGUGUGAUGGUGGCAAUGCCCAUCAUUCUAAUGGUCACUGCCAACCUCAGGAUGUCUUACAAAGUGGCCCAGAUAUGUACUAUUACUUUAUAUCACAGCAAUUGUAUUUUCAAUCCAGUGAUCUACUUCAUAGCCAAUCCAAGGAUAGCAUCCCAGAUAAAAGAUCAAGCUUCUGAAAGAGGUCGAAGCAUGAAAAGGCGAAUUACAGUAACCUUGGCGAGGACGGUCAGCGAAUUUGAUCUUCAGACCUAUACUCCUGUUGACCCUGAGGACAAAGAUCAACGGCCUCCUAGUUCUAAAUGA
Molecule: messenger RNA, 1002 nt
Organism: Bolinopsis microptera
Lineage: Eukaryota; Metazoa; Ctenophora; Tentaculata; Lobata; Bolinopsidae
Product: olfactory receptor 2AG2-like
Exons: 1
Coding region: 1-1002 (333 amino acids)
Biological process (GO): G protein-coupled receptor signaling pathway
Cellular component (GO): plasma membrane
Molecular function (GO): G protein-coupled receptor activity
Source: RefSeq, a predicted model, not a curated record